Molecule: messenger RNA, 351 nt
Organism: Zasmidium cellare ATCC 36951
Lineage: Eukaryota; Fungi; Ascomycota; Dothideomycetes; Mycosphaerellales; Mycosphaerellaceae
Exons: 4
Coding region: 1-351 (116 amino acids)
Biological process (GO): regulation of mitotic cell cycle
Cellular component (GO): cyclin-dependent protein kinase holoenzyme complex; SCF ubiquitin ligase complex
Molecular function (GO): protein kinase binding; ubiquitin binding; cyclin-dependent protein serine/threonine kinase activator activity
Source: RefSeq, a predicted model, not a curated record
AUGGCGUUGGACAUUGACUACACGCGACGCAACAAGAAGCCGCGUCUGUUGACGGAUAGCGAGCGGGAUAAGCUCGAUGAGUUUAUUGAUUCGAUCCAUUACUCCAGUCGCUACAAUGACGACCACUUCGAAUACCGCCAUGUGCAACUCCCCAAGCAGAUGCUCAAGGCCAUUCCCAAGGACUACUUUGACGGAGCGCGGGGCACGCUGAAGUUGCUGUGGGAGGAUGAGUGGAGAGGAUUGGGGAUUACGCAGAGCUUAGGAUGGGAACACUAUGAGGUCCAUGAGCCUGAGCCGCAUAUUCUACUUUUCAAGCGACCGAUCAACUUCCAACCCGGACAGCAGCAGUGA